Molecule: messenger RNA, 1035 nt
Organism: Trichechus manatus latirostris (Florida manatee)
Lineage: Eukaryota; Metazoa; Chordata; Mammalia; Sirenia; Trichechidae
Product: melanoma-associated antigen B2-like
Exons: 1
Coding region: 1-1035 (344 amino acids)
Biological process (GO): negative regulation of transcription by RNA polymerase II
Cellular component (GO): nucleus
Source: RefSeq, a predicted model, not a curated record
AUGCCUCGUGGUCAGAAGAGUAAGCUCCGUGCCCGUGAGAAACGUCGUCAGGCCCGAGGUGAUGCCCAUGGUGUCCAGGGUGCUCAGGCCACUGCAGCAGAGGAGGAAGGGUCCCCCUCCUCUUCCUCUCCUCCUUUUGGGGGUUCUCCCCAAAGCUCCCCUGCUGCUUGCAUUCCCCAGGGGCCUCAGAUAGGCCCAUCCACCACCACUGCUGCUGCAGGUGCUUCAGGCACAAGAGCUGGUAGAGGGGCCAAGGGCCAAGAUGAGGAAAGUUCAAGUUCCUCUGAGGCCCCAGCCCCGACUGAGAGGUCACAGAAAGACCCUCUAACCAGGAGGAUGGUCAUGUUGCUGCCGUUCUUGCUGCACAAGUACAAAAUGAAACAGCCCAUUAUGAAGGGAGAAAUGAUGAGGAUCAUCAGUAGAAAGUACAAGGAGGAUUUCCCUGAGAUCCUGAGGAGAGCCUCUGAGCACUUGGAGGUGGUCUUCGGCCUUGACCUGAAGGAAGUCGACUCCAAAGGUCAAUGCUAUGUCCUUGUCAGCAAACUGGAGAUCACCAAGGAAGAGAAUCUGAUUGGUGGCAGGGGGUUUCCCAGAAACGGGCUCCUGAUACCUCUCCUGGGCAUGAUCUAUACAAAUGGCAACCAGGCCACUGAGGAGGAAGUGUGGGAAUUCCUGAAUGUUCUGGGGAUCUACGAUGGGAAGAGGCACUUCAUCUUUGGGGAGCCCAGGAAGCUCAUCACCAAAGAUUUGGUGCAGGAAGAGUACCUGGAGUACCGGCAGGUGCCCAACAGUGAUCCUCCACGCUACGAAUUCCUGUGGGGUCCCAGGGCCCAAGCUGAACCCAGCAAGACAAAAGUCCUGGAGUUUUUGGCCAAGAUCAAGCAUACCAACUCCAGUGCCUUCCAAGCCCCCUAUGAAGAAACUUGGAGAAUUGAGGAAGAGAGUGGUGCAGGCAGAGAAUGGGCCGGAGCUGGUCCUAAUGUCAGGGCCAGGUCCAGUUUCAGGGGGAAAUCCAACAGGUCCUCCCACCCCUAG